Messenger RNA from Gloeophyllum trabeum ATCC 11539, 1356 nucleotides. RefSeq lists its product as uncharacterized. The record is from RefSeq and is a predicted model, not a curated record. The transcript has a single exon. NCBI's taxonomy places the organism in Eukaryota, Fungi, Basidiomycota, Agaricomycetes, Gloeophyllales, Gloeophyllaceae. Bases 1 to 1194 code for a protein of 397 amino acids. Gene Ontology annotation, molecular function: protein kinase activity. Gene Ontology annotation, biological process: protein phosphorylation.
AUGUCCACACUUCGAAUUACUUUCGAUGAAGAUGAAUACUGGAGGCCAGAGCAGCUUCAGAUGACAGGUCGGCAAUUCACCGACACAGCCGUUAUCGACAUAGACACCACUGAGGAAAUCCACCAUAACUCGCGUACGACGGUUUACCGCGGACAGACCCAAGGCAUUAGGGCGCUGCUGGUUCUCAAAUUUGCCCACUCUGUCCAGGCUCUCGAGGACCUUCGGAGGGAGGCAAGCCUGUAUCAGAAGCAGCUCUUCCGCCUUCAAGGAACUGUGAUCCCCAUCUGCUAUGGAUUUUUUGAGGCGGUGCACGACACUUUCCCGUUAGGCUGCCUGAUUCUGGAGGACUGCGGUGAUCCUCCAGACAUCAUAUUCCCGUUCUUACCUAUGGUCACGAGGUUCGUCUGCCGAAUAGUAUUCUGCCACAGCAUAACCCAUAAUCAGCGCGUCAGGAUAACUAUCCUUCGAUAUCUUCAGGAAAUUCAUCGAUGUGGCGUAGUACAUCAAGAUUUCCGAGAACGCAAUGUCGUGCUCCGUGAUGGGAAACCCCGCAUCAUCGACUUCGACAGGGUGUCCCCGCACAAAGGCGGAUGCACGAUGGAGAUACGCAAGCUUCCGUCAGUCCCACACAACAGAGAGGUGGACUGUAACGAUAUCUACUGCUACUGCUAUGACUUCCAGAUAUGGGGCGGUACGUCAUUUAACGGCCUGUUCUUCGUGUCUAUCUUCACAGGCCCCGUAGAUCUCGUCGACAUUGGGAGAUCGCCAUAUCCCCAGGAAGGUCUCCCUCCACAAGAAGUCAUUGACGUACUCAUUCCAAGUAAGGCCAUCUAUCUCAAAGACGAGGCGACGCAGCGUCUACUGCUUGAUCGCCUCCACGAAAUCAAUGAAGAACUUGAGCGGGGCGUUGCAUUGGAAGCCAUCGAGUUUGGCAUUGUUUUCGUUCUCGGGCGCCCUUUCCGACCAGCGUCGGACUAUCCGCCUCAGGGUGUCGUCGAUGACCUGUUGCGCGGCUUCCAGCUGUACGACCUCACCCCACAGCAAGUGGAGAGUGUUGCCCAUGUUUUGCGAGAGGCAAAGCUUGCCUGUUCUGUCACGACUGAGAAGGUUAGGGAGAAAAUCAACGAAUGCCUGCACUAUCUCAACCGCUACCGGGUGUUACGCGAUAAGCUGGUAUUUUCAACUUCACACUGAUGCUCCUGGUUGUCUCGUUUGGCUAUCUUUUGGAUGCUGCUCCUGGACUACUCUUCCAGAGUUGGUAUAUGUAUUCUUUGUCGCUUUACGUAUGGUGUGGAUUGAGUUCAUAUUUGGCUGUGUGCCCUAAUUUGAGGAAAAGGGAUGAUUUUUGGUCUGAGG